AUUAGUAGGUAGUAAACUAUUAAGUGGUGAAGUUGUGCUCAUAGUAAAUAUGGUUACUACUACGUCCGCUUCGUCCGCUGCGACUAUGAUUCAACCGGCCAGUGCUUCCCCUACGCCUAGUUUGCCUAGUUCGCCUAGUUUAGUACCAGCGGAGGGGAAUACCGGAGUAAGGAGGAUAAGCGACAAUCGAAGGAGCAACAAGCCCAUUAUGGAGAAAAGGCGGAGGGCGAGGAUUAAUAACUGCCUCAACGAACUGAAGACGCUCAUAUUGGACGCAAUGAAGAAAGACCCGGCGAGGCACUCGAAACUGGAAAAAGCCGACAUCCUGGAAAUGACGGUGAAGCAUCUCCAGAACCUCCAGCGACAGCAAGCCGUCAUGUCGGCGACGACAGAUUCGGCGUCUUUAAACAAAUUCCGAGCGGGUUUCAGCGAAUGCGCUUCGGAGGUGGGCCGGUUCCCCGGCCUGGAUCCCAUCGUGCGGCGAAAACUGCUCCAGCACCUCGCCACAUGCCUGAGCCAAGGCUCCAAGAUCCACGAGUCGCCCCAAGUGCAAGUGCACAUACUGCCCAAUCAGAAGCCCUUGGAGCCGACGGGCCCCCACGGCAACGGGAUCAUCCUUAGCAAUAGUAACGGUACAAGUUUACAAUUAGUUCCUACCCGACUGCCCAACGGGGAUAUAGCUCUAGUGUUACCAACGUCGCUGCAGGCGCCGACGUUACCUUCCCCAGUGCCCACGCUUAUUCCCAUAAUGCCGGAAAGAACCGGUUCGGCCGCUUCGGGGACCAGCGGGUAUUCGAAUUACUCUCCCAGCCACAGCCCCGAACCGGCGGACUCCGUCUACAGCCAGCCGCUGUCUUUGGUGGUGAGGAAGAUGGAGCCCAUGGACGAGGAUAAACCUUGGAGGCCUUGGUGAAUCGACGUGAUUUUGACUGAAUCGAAGAAGCCGCUAAGCCGGGAUGUGAAAUAAUUGUCUCGCAAUAAACAAAUGUUUUUAAUAUGUGAAAAUAUGAGAUGGAGUGCCUUAAAUGAAACUGAUUGCGCUAAAAUGUCUACCAAUCAUCGCAGGGGGAAUAAAGACGAUUAACAUGCAAUACUUUAUUAUUAUUUACGUUUAGACUACGAAAUAUUUAUAUUUUUGUUUUUACUAAUCAGAAUAAUACUUACACAAAUACAAAUCACAAAUACUUUUUCUUUUUGUAAGAAGAACUGGCUGCGCUUUUGAAUAUAAGCCUAGUAAUAUAUUUUUUAUUUUGUUCAAUCGUAAUUCAUUUAUUUUAUUUAUUGCAGAUUCUAUUAAUAUAUCAUUUUUGAUAAAACCUAACCUUACUCAUAUAUCUUGCGAAAGAAAUUGAUAGAUAUCCAUUGUUAACUAGCCUAAUGAUAGGUAGAAUUAGUGGCGUUUGUGAUAUUUUUAGUGCCUUUGUUGCACUAAUCAGCAUUAAGAAGAGUAUAUUUUAACAGAUAUUUUAUUUGAGUGCACAGUAUUAUAUAAUUUCCUUUUGUAAUAAAAUUUGCCUGCGAAUUUGACUUAGAUAAUUAAAAUUGUUGUUAGGUACUUGAAGACUUUCAAAACUACUACAUCAUGCAUCAAAGAAUAAAUCAAUAAAUUAAUGAAAAAUAAUCAAUAGUGCAAAUUCAAAUCAUUAUUCUCAACAUAAAACUGCAUAUUAAAGGUACGCAUACAAAAUUUAUUAAAUGUUUACCGACAUUUUUCGAUACUGUGUAUUGAGCAUUGCUUGUAUUCUAUUACAUAGAAUCGAAUUAUUCACUAUGCUAAUACUAAAAUAUAAUUUUAAGUAAAAUCGUUUUUACCAUAUAUUUUUUGUUUUAACAUUUCGAACGGUUGAAUUGUUAUGUUAUUGUGAUGGUAUAGUUGAAUAUUAUUAGUACAUAUGUAUAUAUUUUUAUAUUAAAAAAGUGCCUUAAAAAUAGACAGCAAAAUCUAGAUUGUCUUCCUUAUAAUAUUACAUUACAUACUUUAUACUAAGGGAAUAUUGUUAGUAACAAAUAAACAAAUCAAAGUAA
Messenger RNA from Phyllotreta striolata, 2025 nucleotides. The record is from the annotation of a GenBank genome assembly. NCBI's taxonomy places the organism in Eukaryota, Metazoa, Arthropoda, Insecta, Coleoptera, Chrysomelidae.